AUGGGAAUUCAAUACCUCACCAAACACCUCCUCCCGUAUGCCGAGAGCAUCCAACUCAAUGGGCAAACACCAGGCCUAGAAGACCCCCCGCGCGUACGAGGAGUCGUCAUCGACGGUCCAAGUCUAGUAUACCAUGUGCACCACCGCCUACUUUCAUGGAUAGACCCAAGCUGCGACAUCCUAGACGUCCAACCAAGCUGCGAUGAGGUCAGUCGCGGGGUAUGUAGCUACCUCCUCCAAUUGAACGAACUAGGUGUUGAAAUCCAUAAAAUUUGCUUCGAUGGCGCCCUCCCAACCCCAAAACGCGAAACACGCCUAAGCAGAAACGAAAAAUCCCGCAAAAGACUCGAGCUCGCACGACGCGAUCUCCCCCUCCACACAGCACCAAAGUCCCGACCCCCCAUAAACCCAAAAGCAGGCCAAAUAUGGUGCAGUCGUGGUCUACCUAGUCGAAGAAAGAAUCUGCCCGAAAACCCAUUCAUGGUCUCAACCGUCUACGAAGAUCUCAAAGGCCGCUGGAGCAAAGAAUCCAUACGCAACAAUGUCGACGAGGAUAUCACCUCUCUCAUUCAUCAAGAAGAAUAUCCCUGGGCAGAGAGGACAGUCAUGGUUCCCGGCGAAGCAGACGUGGAAUGUGCGCGUGUUGCGAAAGCAACGGGGUCGGCUGUCCUAUCCGGUGAUUCGGAUUUGAUGGUUCAUGACCUUGGGCCGGAGGGUUCUGUUGUUUUCCUUGAUUCUGUGCAGACACCUUCGGGCGUGUGGGAUGCUGUUGCGGGUGAUAUUCGCGGGUUGAGGAUUUGUCCGGCUGUUCUUGCGCGAAAGCUGGGUGUUGCUAGUAUUCAACGGUUUGCGUUUGCGUUGACGCAGAAUCCGCAUUUGAGGUUUGCGCAAAUUGUGCAGGCGGCUAAGGAUGAUGGGGGUGUUACUGAGUCUUCGGAUGUGUAUCGGAACUUUUUGAGGGAGUAUGAAGAUCAAGAUACGCAUUUGCAGCCGGCUGUUGGGGCGGGCUGUUUGGUUCAGGACUUGGAUCCUAGGGUUUCGGAGUUGGUUUGGCAGUAUCAGCUUCCUAGGAUUUAUUGUUCGGAUGGUGUGCCGCAUGUUUAUCUUGGGGUUUUGAGUGAAGAUCAUGCUAGGCAAUGUGCUUGGAGGCAUGGGAGGGAUUAUCGUGCUCUUGGGUAUUCGUUCUUCAAUCUCUCCAGGGCUGCUGAUAAUCGGUACUCAAUUGUGCGUGAGUAUGUUCGUCGCGGUGGGAGGAUUGUUGCCGAUGAGGUGGCUCUCAGUGAGGAACCGUACGUGAAGUUGGAGUUAGGGCUCCUUCGGAGUCGGCUUGAAUCUACACGAGAUACCUUCGGGCAUAGUCUGGCCACAGAGAGGUUCUGGGUCCUGUUCGCUCUUUCGGAGAUCUACCGCGAUGCGAGUACGACUCCAACUGGAAAGCAAGUAGAAAAGUUCCUUGCAAAGGGGUACAUGGGUCAGAGGACUGAUUGGGCGGAUGUUCAGCUCCUCGGUCAGAUCCAGGCUACAUUGUAUUCUCUACGGGUACUGAAGCAGCUUCUUGAUAUCGCAGCUCCUGAUGACGACUCGGUUGAAUCCAGGUCAUUACUUGCAGAGUUGCCACCGCUAUAUAUCAUGAUGUCGCGGCGGAGGAUGAUUGAGAGCUUUGCUGACAAUCGGAUCGCUAAGGAUGCGGUUCGUCGAUUGUUCACAACAUUUUUUUAA
Penicillium antarcticum is the source of this 1719-nucleotide messenger RNA. RefSeq lists its product as uncharacterized. The transcript has 2 exons. The record is from RefSeq and is a predicted model, not a curated record. The coding region runs from base 1 to 1719 and encodes 572 amino acids. Lineage: Eukaryota; Fungi; Ascomycota; Eurotiomycetes; Eurotiales; Aspergillaceae.